AAAGUAGCAUAGAUUUUUCCAACGUCGUGUGAUGAUCAUUUGGUAGGAUUAACCUGUCACUCAUGACGACCGUCUCCGGUUGGAAUGAGACUCGUUUGUAUGUUAUAUGUGUAUGACAGGAUAGAGUUUAUUUAUAGGAUUAAAAAUAAAAUGAAAUGUUUAAUUGAAAACUCAACUUAAACUCAACAGAACACAGGCAGAGCAGGAAUGUAAAGGUCUUUAGAAACUGCCUUUAAAUGAGCGUUAAAUCAACCAUUUCUGGAUCCACUGGUUGUGUAAACAAGUGCAUCAUAUCAACCUGAAAGGUGUCAGUGCCCCCGAGGGUACCCCUCAAGGUACCCCCCGAGGUACCCCCCAGCUCCAUCCUCGUCAGACCCCACACCGAGGACAUGCAGCUGAGACCCUGUUUGUAUACUGUGAGCUAGAAUCUUGCUAAUAAUUGUAGAUAAUUCUUUAUUUUUGUAAUCUUCAUGUGUACAGAUGCAUUGAUCUGAAAAUAUAAACUAUGACUCUUGGGCAACAGCAGUCUUUGUGUGUGAAGGUUCUGAUGCGGCUGAAUUACGACAUUUCUUUUGUUAAAUCCGCAUUCGAUUCACUGCAUGCUGUGAUGCAACAUGUUGUCGGUAGAAUAAGUCUAACCCUAAGUAUAACCCUCCUCCCUCUCCAACACCGGCUGUUCGAUCCCACGCCUCUCUGUAAAUGAUUCAACCCGAUACGAGCGGUGUGUCUCCGGGUCGGGUUGGGAGGCUAUAAGAGCUUCCAGCCCGAACCCCCCUCGGCGCUUGUUGGCUGACUCACUGCUGUCAACAUGGCGAGUCUCUUCACCGCGGUGGCCGCGGUGGCGCUGUUGUCCGGUGGGCUGAGUGAGCAGAAGGUGUUCCUGCAGCGAGCCGGCCGGGCCUUCAGCACCAGAGAGCACCAGUCUCUGCUCACCGUGAGCAACGGAGAGCGCUUUGGGAACUGGACCUGGCCCGAGAUGUGUCCCCACAAGUUCUAAGCUGUUGGCUUCAGUCUCAGGGUGGAGCCAAACCAGUACGGGGCGGACGACACGGCUCUGAACGGGAUCCGCCUCAUCUGCGCCCAGGAUGACAACCGGAGCUUCCUGUACUCGGUUGAGUCCCACACGGGCUACUUCGGGGACUGGUCCCAGCCCCAGUACUGCCCCAGUGGCGUGCUCGCCUCCUUCCAGCUCCGCGUGGAGCCCCAUCAGGGUCUGUUUGGCGACGACACGGCCGUCAACAACAUCAAGUUCCGCUGCAGCAGCAACCCGACGCUGGAGGGGCCCGGCACGGACUGGGGGGAGUACGGCCUCUGGAGCCAGGAGUGUCGCAACGGAGGGAUCUGUGGCAUCGAGACCAAGGUGGAGGAAUACCAGUACGGCCUGGACGACUCCAGCCUCAACGACGUGCGCUUCCAUUGCUGUGCCAAGCCCCAGCAGGGCAACAUCGAUCCGGUGUGAUCAGUUUGAUUCAGUCCGUCUCCAGCGCCCUCGAAGAUGACAUGUAAUAAAAUGCUGGUUGCAAACUG
This is a messenger RNA of Cyclopterus lumpus (lumpfish), 1527 nucleotides long. RefSeq names its product vitelline membrane outer layer protein 1-like. Lineage: Eukaryota; Metazoa; Chordata; Actinopteri; Perciformes; Cyclopteridae. The record is from RefSeq and is a predicted model, not a curated record.